AAAUCCACCGAGUUUAUGCAUAUCUCAUCAGAGUAUGUGCAUUAUACCAUUACUGAAAACCUGUACAUAUUAGAUCAUAAAUAAUUUCGAGACAUACACUGUAUCCCUUCUCUCUCCAUCCCUGUCUGUAUUACAAGGGUCACCUGGAAGGAGAGCAACCCAUCCUAAAGCACCACUGCCCAGUCCAUCAUUCAUUCCCACUGCUUUUCAGGAGUCUCUGUUGCUAUGCAGUGCAAACAUCCACACGGGGAUGCACUGCUCUGGGAAGCCUUCCUGCUUCUCCUGGCCCAGCACCACCAGCCCACUCUUCCUUAUGAGGCUCCGGAGGAUGUCCAUGUCCCGAGUCACACUGCUGUCAGAGAGAUCGAGGAUACAGCCCUCACGGGCCACAUUGUCCUUCAGUAUGAUGACUCCAUUUUCUUUCAGGCCAUCUCGGCACCGGGAAAGAAAUGCAAGAAGGUCCUUAUCAGUCAGGUGCCCUACAAAGAGGACCAAGUGGAUGGGGGAAUAGGAUGAAAUAGAGAGGAUGGAAGGUAGUUCUGGGCUUUAAGGAGGAAGGAUUCCAUCAUAUCCACCAGCUCCACACUGUUGAAAACAGGCAGUAAGACGUGUUUGCUGACCCUUCCUAUCCCAGAGCCGCAGUCCAAGGCACAGUCUGUUCCAGCUCUCCCAGGCCCCUGCAGAAAGGCACCUUGAUACUUCAAGUGCAGAGACCCAUCUUUGAAACUUGCACACCCUAGUUACCUCUUUAAAUCAACUUUAUUAGGCUCUGGACUCACACACUGGGUGCUCCAGGAAGAUUGGAUUUGAAGUGAACUUCACGUCAACACGAGAGAUACUGAUGUUUUGCUACUAAUUCAGGGAAUCAAUAAGUCAAUCCAAGAUUCCAAAGGGCAUGAUCUCUCAUCAAUCAUGAAAGUUAAAGGAGGGAAUAUCGAUGUACAUCCAUCAGAAAAAGCACUCAUUGUUCAAUAUGAAGUGGAAGCUACCAUUCUUGGAGAAAUGGGAGAUCCCAUGUUGGGAGAACGAAAAGAAUGUCAAAAAAUCAUUCGACUUAAGAGUCUCAAUGCCAACACAGAUAUAAUUUCCCUGGCAAGGAAGGUGGUUGAAGAAUGUAAACUCAUUCAUCCCUCAAAACUAAAUGAGGUAGAACAACUAUUGUACUAUCUACAGAACCGCCGUGACUCAUUGUCAGGAAAAGAGAAAAAAGAAAAAUCAAGCAAGCCUAAAGAUCCACCUCCUUUUGAAGGAAUGGAGAUUGAUGAAGUUGCCAACAUUAAUGAUAUGGAUGAAUAUAUUGAGUUACUAUAUGAAGAUAUUCCUGAUAAGGUUCGGGGUUCUGCUUUGAUCCUGCAGCUUGCUCGAAAUCCUGAUAACUUGGAAGAACUACUACUGAAUGAAACUGCCCUUGGUGCAUUAGCAAGGGUCCUGAGAGAAGACUGGAAACAAAGUGUUGAGUUAGCUACGAACAUAAUUUACAUCUUUUUUUGCUUUUCCAGCUUUUCUCAGUUUCAUGGACUUAUUACUCACUAUAAAAUUGGAGCCCUGUGUAUGAAUAUUAUUGAUCAUGAGUUAAAAAGACACGAGCUUUGGCAAGAAGAACUUUCAAAGAAGAAGAAAGCUGUUGAUGAAGACCCUGAAAACCAAACCUUGAGAAAGGAUUAUGAAAAAACUUUUAAAAAGUACCAGGGGCUUGUGGUAAAACAGGAACAGCUAUUACGAGUUGCUCUUUAUUUGCUUCUGAAUCUUGCUGAGGAUACUCGUACUGAACUGAAAAUGAGGAACAAGAACAUAGUUCAUAUGUUGGUGAAGGCUCUUGAUCGGGACAAUUUUGAGCUGCUCAUUCUAGUUGUGUCAUUCUUGAAGAAACUCAGCAUUUUCAUGGAGAAUAAAAAUGAUAUGGUGGAAAUGGAUAUUGUUGAAAAACUGGUGAAAAUGAUACCUUGUGAGCAUGAAGAUCUGCUGAAUAUCACCCUCCGACUUUUACUAAAUCUAUCCUUUGACACAGGACUGAGGAAUAAGAUGGUACAAGUUGGACUGCUUCCCAAGCUCACUGCACUCUUAGGCAAUGACAACUACAAACAAAUAGCAAUGUGUGUUCUUUACCACAUAAGCAUGGAUGACCGCUUUAAAUCAAUGUUUGCAUAUACUGACUGUAUACCACAGUUAAUGAAGAUGCUAUUUGAAUGUUCAGAUGAACGAAUUGACUUGGAACUCAUUUCUUUCUGCAUUAAUCUUGCUGCUAACAAAAGGAAUGUACAGCUUAUCUGUGAAGGAAAUGGGCUGAAGAUGCUCAUGAAGAGGGCACUGAAAUUUAAGGAUCCAUUGCUGAUGAAAAUGAUAAGAAACAUUUCUCAGCAUGAUGGACCAACUAAAAAUUUGUUUAUUGAUUAUGUUGGGGACCUUGCAGCCCAGAUCUCUAAUGAUGAAGAAGAGGAGUUUGUGAUUGAAUGUUUGGGAACUCUUGCAAACUUGACCAUUCCAGACUUAGACUGGGAAUUGGUUCUUAAAGAAUAUAAGUUAGUUCCAUACCUCAAGGAUAAACUAAAACCAGGUGCUGCAGAAGAUGACCUUGUUUUAGAAGUGGUUAUAAUGAUUGGAACUGUAUCCAUGGAUGACUCUUGUGCUGCAUUGCUAGCCAAAUCUGGGAUAAUCCCUGCACUCAUUGAAUUGCUAAAUGCUCAACAAGAAGAUGAUGAAUUUGUAUGUCAGAUAAUUUAUGUCUUCUACCAAAUGGUUUUCCACCAAGCCACAAGAGACGUCAUAAUCAAGGAAACACAGGCUCCGGCAUAUCUCAUAGACCUGAUGCAUGAUAAGAAUAAUGAAAUUCGAAAGGUCUGUGAUAAUACAUUAGAUAUUAUAGCGGAAUAUGAUGAAGAAUGGGCUAAGAAAAUUCAGAGUGAAAAGUUUCGCUGGCAUAACUCUCAGUGGCUGGAGAUGGUAGAGAGUCGUCAGAUGGAUGAGAGUGAGCAGUACUUGUAUGGUGACGAUCGAAUUGAGCCAUACAUUCAUGAAGGAGAUAUUCUUGAAAGACCUGACCUUUUCUACAACUCAGAUGGAUUAAUUGCCUCUGAAGGAGCCAUAAGUCCCGAUUUCUUCAAUGAUUACCACCUUCAAAAUGGAGAUGUUGUUGGACAACAUUCAUUUCCUGGCAGCCUUGGAAUGGAUGGCUUCAGCCAACCAGUUGGCAUUCUUGGACGCCCUGUCACAGCAUAUGGAUUCCGCCCUGAUGAACCUUACUACUAUGUCUAUGGAUCUUGAUAAAGUAUCCGUUUCCAUGCAUAAUCUCCGCUUAGAAGAAAUCUGUGUGGGUUGUGUUAAUUUGGGAUCUUUGCCUAAUAAUGCAUGUUGAUGUUAUUGUGCGUCUGUGUUUCUUUUUAUUUUUAUAUGUCGUUAGCUGCAGAUUAGCCCCAGCCCCUUCUGUCUUCUGUUAAGUACAGUUGAUACACUGUUCACUCAUCAAAUCACAUCUUGAUGCUGAGUAACAUUUCCCAUGAGCCUGAAAACUGAAUGUUGAAAAGCUACUAGACUGGAAAACAAACACUGCAUUAUGUACAUUAAGUGACUAAUUUAAUUUCUAUUAAAAAGCAUAAAGUGAAAA
This is a messenger RNA of Saimiri boliviensis boliviensis (Bolivian squirrel monkey), 3601 nucleotides long. NCBI's taxonomy places the organism in Eukaryota, Metazoa, Chordata, Mammalia, Primates, Cebidae. The record is from RefSeq and is a predicted model, not a curated record.